Solanum tuberosum (potato) is the source of this 877-nucleotide messenger RNA. Its product is annotated as ras-related protein RABB1c-like. The transcript has 6 exons. Gene Ontology annotation, molecular function: GTPase activity; GTP binding. The record is from RefSeq and is a predicted model, not a curated record. Bases 111 to 608 code for a protein of 165 amino acids. Lineage: Eukaryota; Viridiplantae; Streptophyta; Magnoliopsida; Solanales; Solanaceae.
UUAUCAUCGGCGAUACUGGAGUUGGAAAGUCAUGUCUACUUUUGCAAUUUACGGACAAACGGUUUCAACCAGUCCAUGACCUGACCAUCGGGGUUGAAUUUGGAGCUCGAAUGAUCACAAUCGACAACAAACCAAUAAAACUACAGAUCUGGGACACGGCUGGUCAAGAAUCAUUCAGAUCCAUCACAAGGUCAUAUUACAGAGGGGCUGCGGGCGCAUUACUUGUUUAUGAUAUUACAAGGAGGGAAACAUUUAAUCACCUUGCUAGUUGGUUAGAAGAUGCAAGACAGCAUGCAAAUGCAAACAUGACCAUAAUGCUGAUUGGGAACAAGUGUGAUCUGGCUCAUAGAAGGGCUGUAAGCACAGAAGAAGGUGAGCAGUUUGCCAAAGAAAACGGAUUGAUAUUUAUGGAGGCCUCAGCUAAAACAGCUCAGAAUGUUGAAGAGGCUUUCAUCAAAACAGCCUCAACAAUCUAUAAGAAAAUACAGGAUGGAGUGUUUGAUGUAUCGAAUGAGUCCUAUGGAAUAAAAGUUGGAUAUGGAGGCAUUCCUGGACCAUCAGGUGGAAGAGAUGGAGCUGCUUCUCAAGGAGGGGGUUGUUGCACUUAAAAUUUUAAAAUCAUUAUUCAAACUUGAUCAUGUUCUCAUCAUCUCUAUGCCAGCCGUCAUCACGGGUCUUUCCUUCUUAUCUUUCAGAGGUCUCUUUGAUUUGUUUUAAUGAUGUUAUCUGGGCAAAAAUAAGCCAAAUUCAGUAAAUAGUGGACAGUCCAUCUUUGUGUGCCCCCGUGUAUAAAAGUUGACAUUACAAAAUGUGAAUAGAAUUCCUUAUAUCUUGUGUGCUUGUGUGAAUGAGAAAUAUUGAACUACACUUGCCCGCC